This is a messenger RNA of Oryza sativa Japonica Group (Japanese rice), 1718 nucleotides long. RefSeq lists its product as uncharacterized. Lineage: Eukaryota; Viridiplantae; Streptophyta; Magnoliopsida; Poales; Poaceae. The record is from RefSeq and is a predicted model, not a curated record.
CCGGGGAACGUAGGACCCCGUCCCAACCAUCUCCUCCGUCCGCCGCCUCCGCCGUCGCGCCGAUCUCCCCCAUCACGGCGAGCAGCGGUGACCGGCGUCCUGCUGCUUCAGGCCGCCGCGCACACCCGCCUCUGACUCCUUGCGCCGCCCAAGCCAAUCUCCCUGUCCCCCUCGGCCUCGCCUCCCGGAGAGGUCUCCUUCGCGAUCGAGUUCGCCUGCCGCCUGCGCGGCUGCGCCGAUCCCGAGCACCGGUGCCGGCGCCCUGCUGCUUCCGCCUCCGAAAUUUGAGGCUUCAGAUGAAUCCCCAGGCCCGAAGUUAGGUCCGCCCCUGGUUAGAAGAUGGCUGAAGCAUGUACGGUUUCACAAGAUAAUGGUAGGCGCUGCCUCCCCGCAUGGAUGCUGAAGCCAUGCUCAAACGAUGAAGUGUCAAAGACUCGAUAUCGGAGUGAGCCGGUGUUGGAAUCCAAUAAACAACCAGCUGAUUUGGAUCAGAUCAAGCCAGCCAAAAGGAAAAGGGGAGAGCAGGUUAAAAUUGUGGAUGAAGAGGAUGCGGAUGAACUGGGAGCUUUGCAGCCGUGUCAGGGUUGGAAAAAGGUGAGGAGAAAGCGCUUGGAUGCUGUCAAAGAUGAUAAUAAUGGAGAAAAUGCAAAAAUAACUAAUAAGAAUGCAAGGAAAGUAAGCAGGAGAUCUGCUCCAAAGAACAGCGGUAAACGGAAACUGGACAAUGUUGAGCCAGAAGUAUCAUCGUCAGAAUCAAUUGAUGAUGAUAUAGAGCUUACUGUGGAAGAUCUUUUGAGCAUAGCUGAAGAGUAUGUAAAAGCUGAUAGAUUGAAGCAGCAUGAAGUGAAAACAACAAAGACAGCCAGAUACAAUGAGAAUCGUUGCAGUCCUUCAAUUUCCACCGAGGCAGAUAUAGGAGGAUCAAUAAUAAAUGCUCGAUCAAUGAUGGGAUUGCCAGACACAACUAGGAAUGCUAGAUCAAUGAAGGGAUUGCCAGACACAACGAUGAAUGCUCAAUCAAUGAAGGGAUUGCCAGACACAGCUGAAACAAAUACAGCUCCAAGUGAGCCUAGCAGAUAUGAGAUCAACAAACAACAAGUACAGCAAUGUACGCCAAGUUUCACCGCAACAUGUGAUGUUGCUCAGGAUAUGUUAAACAUAUUUUUCGGUCCUCUGUUGAGUAAAUGUUCAGGGUAUGAAAAGAAACCAGAGGUUGUCCAGGAUGCAAAUCAUGCAACAGAGAAGAAAGACCUGAGCUGUGAUGUUCAAAGGCAGGGGGAACAUGCAACAGAGAAGAAACACCUGAGCUGUGAUGUUCAAAGGCAGUAGGAGCAUGCAACAGAGAAGAAAGACCUGAGCUGUGAUGUUCAAAGACAGGGGGAACUUGUGACGAAAAAGAAGAGCAGCUUGAAAGAUAAGGUGGGCUUGUUUUUUUGAGUAGAGCAAAUCGAGUGUUUAGGCAGUAGAGUACAAAUCCAUUUACUAGGAUUAUGUUUAUAGUGGCCUUUUCUUUUUCUUUUGGUGAGUUAGCUGGUUUCAGGAGUGUACAUCACCUGUAAAUAUAUCUAUCCCACAGCGUUUUAGCUUACAUGUAACUAUAUGCUUUGGCCUCACAUAUAAUGAGGUGGUUUAUUGAUGAUGUAAUAAGGCCGCCGCUUCUGUCAAAUUGCACUUGUUUCCCUGUCUUGAAAUGGAUGGUUUUCUUCUGGACGGCCGAA